Molecule: messenger RNA, 6230 nt
Organism: Trichoplusia ni (cabbage looper)
Lineage: Eukaryota; Metazoa; Arthropoda; Insecta; Lepidoptera; Noctuidae
Exons: 2
Coding region: 5809-6099 (96 amino acids)
Source: RefSeq, a predicted model, not a curated record
UAUAACGUGUGAAAUUACUCUCAAAUAGUUUAGUAAUAUUAGCAAGUGCGUAAAAUAGUAGAAUAAAAAAAAUGCGAAUUUUAAAAUUAUUUUAAUAUCAAUUCGGAUCUUGUGCACAGAUUAUAAAUAUUUAAAAAAUAAUAUAUUAUUGUUUCGUUCGAUUGUAUGCUUGCUUUGAAAUAACUGAGGAAUGGAGAUCGUUCACUUUUAUCACAAAAUUAGUACUAACGAUAUCUGUGCAUAAGACCCCAAUUUAUAUUUGAAGAGAAGCGAAAUUAUUUAAAGAAUAUUCAGAGAGUUAAUAUGUAAGGGGAGAUGUCCCGUUAUAGAGAGACAUAAUUAUGAACUCGUGAAGUUAUUAUAAAUUAAAAGUAUUUUACAAUACGCUUGUGCCUGUCCCCAGGACUUGCUACGUUGUACCAUUCAUUUGCAGGCCUUGGUGUUGUACUAAAUUCUUGAUUAAAUUAUAAUGUUUAUCAAGGUCAUUAUAGAUCUCUUUAAAUGUAAUAAUGGUAUUAAGUUCUUGUGCUAUGAUAAAAGUUCAAAUCACAAAAUAUUGAUAAGUUAGAAUACAUUAUAUCUAUGCAAUAAAAUUAAUGCUUUAUCUUUCGUAAAAUAUUUCCUGUCUUGAUGUAUGUAUAUCUUGUAACAAAGUUACUGUACGAGUUAGGUCUAAGGUAGGACCAAUGUCACGAUAGAUCUCCUUUAAAAAUAUACUUAAAGAUGACAUAAUCUCUUCUGUUGUGACUCCAUACAAAUAUACUUGCCUUAACUUAACAAUAGUCUUCUAUUGAUAAUAUAAACCAACAGACUGGUCUGUGUUGAUACCAUAAUUCGGAAAUAGAUCAUUGUUAUUGCGUAAUCAUGAUUUUAAUUAUUUUCUAUUUGAAUGUGAUUGUAUUUAUUUUGUUGUAAUUAUUAGAGUUUAUUUCUUAAGUGUAGGCCUUGUAACGGUCAGGGGAACAAACUGAGAUAGAAGUGUUUUAGUUCUUGGUGUUAGCACCGGGUCCGUGGCAGCAUCAGAUAUAACCUGUCGAACUAUCAUUACACACUUACUUGAGCUACGGCGAUAUCUGUAGACUUAGCAUGUUAUAAGUCGUACAUAGUUUCUGUGUUUUUUUUUAUUUUAAACAAACGCUGUCUUUUUGAUACGUUUGUUAUAGUUUAAUCAUUCUAUAUAGUUACAUUUCCAUGAUAGCUUAUACAGAUAUUAGUUAGCAAUACACCUACCGAUAGGAAUUGUAUUGAUCCUGACGACUGCAUAAUAAUCUAGUAAUUAAAGUAUCUACAUAUCGUUCGUGUAUAACGAACGAGUUAAAUUUGCAAUAAUUCAGUGCUGUAUACAUGUGCUAUUUGGUUAUAAAUGUGUUAGCUAAGUUAUUUAGUUCUGGGUGAUCAAUUUUUAACGUGUUUUUUACAGUAUGACGUUUUGAUGUAUGAUGUAAUAUUUUACGUCACAAACUGGUUCAUUAAGUUAUUGCGAAUGUAUCGCCUGUAAUAAUUCAUAAUGGAUUGUUGAACUAACAAAUUAUUUCCAUUUAUUUAAUUGAAUUCGAGUCGUACAAAUCAUUUUUAAUGUCUGUUAAAUAUUUGUAGUAAGUUGUUUUUAGAUUAAUUCGAAUUUUACUGCUUGUACAAAGGUGUGCUGUUAUGUGUAAACCGGCUAUAGAAGUUCAAGCGAAUAACAAACAUCAAUUAAUUUCCAGUUAACAAUAUUUUUUAUUCAAAUUUUACAUCUUUCAUGACACGUAUAGUAUAUUAAAUUUGUUUCGACUAUGGCCCACAAUACUUGCACAUUAGAAGAAAAGAAGUUAAAAUAAAAAAGCUACUACAAAUAUUUAACAUUUUUAUAGUGUGUUUUAAAGUGAGCAAUACGUCUAAUUAUUAUGCGCGGGAGGUAAUUAUUUUAAUGAAUUACUGAAAAGUACUGUUUAAGUCUUUGCUGCGUAAAAAUAUCGUCAAUCCGACGUUAGACCGGUUUUAAACGCUCGCUAAAUGAAAUACUAUUAAAAUUAUGUAAAGUUUGAGGCUUAAAUUAUAGAAUUAUUUAUCGGAAUGCGAUCAAGUCGCAAUGACAAUAUUCAGAAGUUAAUAAUUUAUUGAUAAAAUUGUGUUACGAUACAUAUUCAGUACUUUUUCGAGAUAUUUUAAUGGAUGUAAAUUAUUUUACUUUAUUCGGUGUUAAAUAAUUAUGUAUAUGAAGUUUAUUUAUUUAAAAUGUGAGUAAUUUUAUACCAUAAUGGGCUUUUGCUACAAAGGACGCGAUUCAAGAAAAUGGAAAUAAUCAGAUCAUAUAGGUCAACAUCUUAAUAUUAUAAUUAAUAGUAUGAUUCGUGGUUAUGAAUUUAUUUUGCUACAACACUUCGCUCCUGAGUCUAGUUCAGUGUAGCAAAAGCUUUGCGAUCUUUAUACAAAUAAGAUACACCAACUUAUACACGGUAAUUACAAAAAAAUACAAAAAGUUGCUAACAUAACAAAUACAAAAUUAUAUUGUACUGUAACCAAUUGUGCCCUGUGAAAUAAAACUGAAAUAAUCAUGGAUUGAUUCUGCGGAAGUUUGAUAUGCCUGAUCUGGUGAAAGGUGAUGAUCUGUGAGAUGGUGAAUGAAGUGUGAAAGAACAGGCCAGAGGAUCUACCACCACGUAUUAAAGUAAUAUUGUUAUGGUUGCGAAAGAGUGACAGCGCUACACACAAUUUAGAGCGGCAUCUCAUUCACACCCGCAGUAUAUUACCUUAAGACUCGGCGGUAGACCCCUAGGUCAAGAACGGACAAACACUCACACGUACAUACAUAGAACAGCCUUCACAGAACACAGCGUUCUGUUAUCGUGUCUUAUUUUUCUAAAUAGUAAUGUUAACACCAAUAAUAGGGCGUUGUAGUAUAAUUUCCUUAAAUGCUAGAGUAGCUCGAGUUUAAUAUAAGAUUUUAUCAACCAGCGCGAUAAUGAUCUUGGUUGGUUUUUCAGUUGCUGUGAGCGCACGGACACCGCAUAGGGAUACCGCUUAUCGAAGCUACCGUUACGCUUACAAUACAUUUUUAAUGUUUUUCUAUUAGAUUUGUACAAGUCAGUAAGUGUUCGAGCUCUCACAGUAGCGUAUUUUAAUAAGUCCAUAGUUUGUACUUCUACAGGUGAAAAAUAGAAUAGCAUGGUCUAUAGUUAUAAAAUAUUUUCAUAUUAAUGUUCACAGUUGUAUCGAUUCAUAGUCGCGUUAUGUAUUGUGAUGACUUAUUGAACAAAUAGUUUAGCUUCCUAGAAUUAGAUAUCAAUCUUAAUUAUACAAUACUUAAAAACAAACUGGAUGAACAUUGAGUGAAACUUUAAACCCCAAUGUCUUGAUAGUGAAAUUAUAAGAAACUGCGUACCUUACUCGAAAUACUUAAUUGUGAUGUGAUCAAUACAACACCAAUAAUUAGCAAUAACGAUGAUUAGAAUAUUAAAUGUUUUAAGCAAUAUAUCUCGCAUGGUUUUAAAUAACAAUACAUGGGUAUAUUCACGAAAAUCAGGUUGUUUAUAAAGUUUUACUCAGAUGUAACAGAAUAAUAUACAAACUUUCAACAUGUGCCUAUUUAAUAAUGCUAACUAACUCGUUUAACAAAUUAGCCUAGUACACAUUCUUCUCAUGAAGUAAUAGUCUAGGGGGCCUACUAUUAAUUCUUAGAGCCAUUGGUGUUGUGAAAGAGACGGCACUCUACUCCGUGUAGGGUGUCGUUUCACUUCCACGACUGUCAAAGUAUUCAUUUUAGAUAUGGUAAUAGGCCCCCUUGUUCAUAGUUCAUUCAUCAUCAGCCUAUCGCAGUCCACUGCUGGACAUAGGCCUCUCCAUAGUUCAUUAGAUAUAUUAAAAGCGUCUGGAAAAGCGAUAUUGAUCAGAUGUUCAUAAACCAUUACAAAUAUAUAAUGAUGAGCCAGCAUGUCGAGGCCCUUGCACCACGACGCCAAGUUGUUUGUGCAACCCACGUAAGACUGUUUGUGUUGCAUGUGUAAUAGAGUUUGUAUAACUAGUUAUUGUGCCCGACGGUACUUAUAUAGAUCAUGUUGUGUUUACGCCACUUGUCCAGUAUUAUAUUAUAGCAUUAUCACUAUGUUUCUUAGUAUUGACAGCACGGUGCAAGAUGGCCUAAAUGUUUAUAUCUCGUUGCUUUAUUGUCAAAAAGCUAUUAUUAUACUAAGCGUAAAAUACAUGAUAUAUUUUUUCAAUUGUAUAAAUGAUAUUUACCUACUUAGUCACGUGUAGGGUACAUUUAAUUUGUAUAUACCUAUGAGGUUUUAUUUUGUUAUCUGUGCUCGUACUUGCUUGUGUCAUGUUUGCGCGGGAGGCGUGCGGCCUUGACCCGGUGUGGCGAGCCUCGCAGCUGCGCCGGCGCCUCUUGAUUUCCAUUUUUAAACUUAUAGCGGUUGUCUCGUCAUUGUACGAAAGUUGUGAUCUGCAUCCCAUAGAACGGUAAAAUUAUUAUGUAGUUAUCCUUUUGUAGGUUGUCUACGUCGUUAGAGGUCGACUCUACUCUCCUAUGUCAUAACAUAUCGUUCACAAUUACUACGACUAGCUGAAUUUCGAGACUUACGCAAUAUAUUUUAAAAUUUAAAUUGUGUUAUUUACAACCUGUAUUGUAUAUAAAUCUUAACAUUCAUAUGUCCGUGCACUUGGCAAGAGAGUCAUAUUUAUAUUGUGGUGGAAUGUAAUUAGUAAUUUAAAUUUACUCUGCUUACGGUAUCAUGUGGUACUGCAGCUGUGAUUUUUAAUAAAAUAAGAAUUGUAUUAUAAUUUUAUCAGGUUUUAGCAAUAUAUAGUAUUUUAAAAUGUAACGGUAAGUUUUAACGUGUAACAUGUAUAUUAAUUGAUGUUUUGUUAUUGCCAAGAGCACGAAGACACGAUACCGUUACCGAGAGGUUUGAACGCACAAGUCGACGUAUUGGCAUAGAGUAUUUUAAAAUUAUUGUAAAGUUUUAUUUCGAACGUGCUUCGAUACACCUUGAGCAAUACAUGACUGUAGAAGAGUAGAUGGACCAGAUAAGUAAUAUUGCCACUGCCUCUAGAUAACAAAAGUGUACUUGCACUAUUUUUCUGUAAUUAUAAACGAAUAAAAAAAAUGCUAAUACAUUACGAAAUAAGUUACAAUAUUUUGCUAAAAGACAUAAAUCAUAAUAUAAUUAGUAAUUUAAUUGCUAAUCACAAACAUCCUAAAAUAUGUAGAACUAAAAUAGUAAACCAUUUUGAAAUAUCCUAGUGUCCUAAAUGUCAUUUUGUCUAUAAUUAUAAUAAGUUUUCGAGGGAAUUUAUUUUCAUUAAAGAUAACAUGUGGGAUGAUUCGUUUUUUCUUUUAACUCCUCAUCGACAUAAUAUCCUUUAUACCUACUUCAUGUUUGUGUUGGUUUUUGAAUCUUACAGGUUUAGAGGUGAUAAUAUGUUAGUUAAAUUUUGUUGAAGACGAGUCGUAACUUUAACGUUGCGUAUUAAAAGAUUAGCGUAUAUGAGUAUGUGUAUAAUGGAGGCUUGGACAGUGCGCGGGUGGCGCGCGAGUGCGGCGUUCCUAUUCCACCUGUGCUAUACGUCCACCGUCCACCGGCCGCCGUACACUUGAGUCCAACGCGCGAAGGGAAAGUAUUGUGUUGCGGAACCGCGUCACGCCCCGCCUGCUAUACUUCUCGGAUUUUAGCAUGAGCUGUUCGGCCCCAAGGUGAUCCACUGCGCGCCGCUGUCGAAACCACGCUGUUUCAUUCAUUACGCUUUGAUACCCUAUCAGUCUACCAUUCCGCGACAGUACAUCCAGGUGACCAACUCAUACCAUUAGCAUCGCUAAUCUAUACAAUGCGGCUAGCUUUCCGUUCGUUAUGUGUUUUGAUGACUGUGGCGCUAUCUGUGUGUCGUCCGUACGACCCGGAGGAUGCUGGUUUGAAGGAUGUGCUGCCCUCUAGCGGGCAGUUUGAGGCGUUUUACCCGCGCGAGGCGCACGGCAUUCCGAACGGUUCGUCGCGGCCUGCGCAUGGGCACGGUAGUUUCUACAAACACCGCAACCCGGCGCUAGUUGACGUCAAAAACGCAGCGGCAUACGGCUUUCGGUUUGACGGCAUGAGGCGGUUCAACUUCGACGAUGAGUAAACUUUAAGUAAAGUUAUUUUAAGUACAACUUUAAUUAUUUUUUGAUAUUUCUUCUACCGGUUCCAUAAUGUUGAAUAUUAAGUUUGUCCACAGUCCGAAUAUUUUUUGUUUUAAUAAAACCUUUUGCCGCA